Peronospora matthiolae is the source of this 906-nucleotide messenger RNA. NCBI's taxonomy places the organism in Eukaryota, Oomycota, Peronosporomycetes, Peronosporales, Peronosporaceae. The record is from the annotation of a GenBank genome assembly.
AUGUUUUUGUCUGAAUCGGUGCCACGCGAGUUGCCUAAGAUCAAAGGCACUCGACAUGAGAUCGAAUUGAAACCUGGUUCGGAGUACUGUGUCAUGAAUCAGUGGCCACUGCCUCGUGAACAGGUAACAGCGAUCGACCAAUUCUUUUCCGAUCGUUUAGCGGCUGGUCAUGUGAGAGAAUCAACAUCUUCACACAGCUCUCCGACCUUCUGUGUGCGAAAGGCCAUAGGAGGGUGGCGGAUUGUGCACGCGUUCAACAAACCGAACGCUGCCACGGUACCGGCUCAAACGCCGAUCCCAAGAAAGGAUGUCAUCAUAGAUGGUAUGGCAAAGAGUACCAUCUUUUCGUCCAUGGAUCUGAUGAAUGGAUUCUAUCGGAUCCUCAUGCGUGAACGGAACAUCCCUGACACAGCAGUUAGCACCCCCAGCGGUAUGCUCUGGGAGUGGCUAGUAAUGCCACAGGAACUAAGUAACGCCCCCACAACGUUUAAUAGAUGUGUUACGAACCUGUUGCGAUCGGCGCGAGAUUUUGCACCGAGUUACUUUGACGAUUUCUUCGUCCAUAUUCGACCUAUGGAUGGAAAGACGGACGUGGAGGCUCAUCGAAUCCACGUCCGGGAUAUUCUUACACUUGUGCGUGGGCAUAAGUUGCUCGCGAACCUCAAGAAGUGUAUAUUCGCAGCAAACGAAAUAUCAUAUCUUGACUGCAGCGUGGGUAAAAACGGUGUACGCCCUGAUCCGGAAAAGAUCAAGGCGAUUAGCGACUGGCCUGUGCCAGUCGACGUCAAGGUACUUCGAAAGUUCCUUGGCGGUGUACUUGCACAAAUACUCGCGCAACUAUGCCGAGAUGACCGUACAUCGCUUUCGUUUGUUAAAGAGAAACGAGAGGUGGUCAUGGAGCGCUGA